Molecule: messenger RNA, 1859 nt
Organism: Sus scrofa (pig)
Lineage: Eukaryota; Metazoa; Chordata; Mammalia; Artiodactyla; Suidae
Source: RefSeq, a predicted model, not a curated record
AGGGAGGAUAUGCUGUGCAGAGAUACUGGGAAUCUGCCAGCAUUCUUUCUGGAGUAAGAAAAACAACAUGAGUAAGAAUAAAGGAGAAAGUGAGGAAUCAUUAAGAAUAAUCAUGUCUUGUUUUUUGGAUGCCUCACCAUGUGCCAUUAGACUAUUAUGAGCUUAUAAUUGAGCAGAUCCAUCUAUCCCUCUGGAGGCAAAGAGGGAAGGUCCUUGUUAAUGUCACUUUUGACUCUCAUUCCUGUACAGAUCACAGCUAUGCAGUGAAUGACCAUGGGAAAUGACUCCUCUGUGACUGAAUUUAUCCUUGUGGGAUUGACAGACCAACCUGAACUCCAACUGCCCCUGUUUUUCCUGUUUUUGGUGAACUACGUGGUUACCGUGAUGGGCAGUUUGUGCUUAAUGAAUUUAAUUUGUCUGAAUUCACACCUUCACACCCCUAUGUACUUUUUCCUCUUCAAUCUGUCCUUUAUUGAUCUCUGUUAUUCAUCUGUUUUUACCCCCAGAAUGCUAUUGAGCUUUAUUUUAGAGAGGAACAUCAUCUCUUUUACAGGAUGCAUGACUCAGUUAUUUUUCUUCUGCUUUUUUGUCAGCUCUGAGUGCUAUGUAUUGACAGCCAUGGCCUACGAUCGCUAUGUGGCCAUCUGUAAGCCGUUGCUGUACCCAAUUGCUAUGUCCCCUCAGGUGUGUUCUUUGCUGAUGUCUGGUUCAUAUGUGCUGGGUCUUGCUGGUGCCGUGGUCCACACAGGGUGUAUGAUGGGGCUUAUGUUUUGUGGUUCCAACAUCAUCAACCAUUAUAUGUGUGACAUCUUCCCCCUCCUUCAGCUGUCCUGCAGUAGCACCUAUGUCAAUGAACUUGUGGUUUCUGUUAUUGUGGGCACAGUUAUCAUAGUGUCUAGCCUUAUUAUCUUUAUUUCUUAUGCCUUGAUUCUUUUCAAUAUCCUUCACAUCCAGUCAGCUCAAGGUUGGUCCAAAGCCUUUAGCACGUGUAGCUCUCACAUAAUAACAGUUGGUCUGUUUUAUGGAUUUGGGCUGCUCGCUUAUGUCAAGCCAUCUUCUGCUGGUUCUGUGGGGAAGGGAAAAUUUUUCUCAGUGUUUUACACCAAUGUGGUGCCCAUGCUGAACCCUCUUAUUUAUAGCCUAAGGAACAAGGAUGUCAGAAUUGCUCUGCAGAAAACCCUGAAGAGAAUUACAACCUGAGCUGCACCACUCAUUCUUUCUUCUUUUUUUGUGUGUUGUUUUCUUCUCAUCCUACUUUAUCCUGUUCUUCCUAUCCUUUUUUUUAAAUUCUCUUUUUAAAGUCUUCUUGGCAGGAUUUCUGCUCUGAAGUCUUUUUUUCUCUUUCCACAUGAUGUAACUCCGUGGGCCAAUUUUUAGACUGAAGGGUCAUUUUCAGCCCUAAAUAACCCAUACUGAUUGGAGACAGCUGGCCAUGUAAGGUUAACACUACCUACUACAUUUCUUGUGUGUCUUUCCUAUCCAAGGUAAGCCAUGGAGUGGUAUGCUGUCUGCCCAGUUAUUACCUUUCUUGGUUUCAUUACACAGAGCCCUCUCCUGUUUCCAUUUUAUAAAACACAGAAAGAAUGUCAAAAAUUAUGGACAUGUAAAAAUUUGUAGAAUUUUUCAGGGUUCUUUUUUUAAUGGUUCUUAUUCUAGAUUUUCAGUAUGCAUGUGUAUAGUAAUUGAAUACUUUAUUGAACCAAGUUUCUUUUAUUAUUGAGGAUGGUUGAGAAUUUAACAGCUACAAUUUGUGUCCACCUUUCUCAAUCCCCACCAGUGACUAAUGUCUCUGUUUAUUGUAUUGAUAACUUAUAUUUUGUCCUAAAUAGCAUUGAAAUUGUUACCAACCUGUCUAUGUA